UUCGUCUCCCAGGCAACACACACGCGGGCAACUUCCUGACAUUCCUGGCAGAUAGAGGAACGAUGAAGGUCACUACAUUAUAUAUACCGCCACCUUUCUAUUCACUGAGCACUAAAAGCACUUCAACUACAGUAUAAAAAAGUAUUGUCAUAACCGUUCCUGUUACAGAAUGAUGGACCUGACGAAUUGAUUGUCUAUCACAGCUGUCAAUCAUCAGAGAGGCGGGGCAUGUUGCAAAGUGUCCUGGGAGAUGUAGUUGGGAGAGAAUCUUAGCUUAGUGGCUGCUCGUUACAUAGAACUACAAAUUCCAGAGUCCUGCGAGAGGUGGGGGGAGAUUGCAGCUGGGAGGCUAAAGUCUCUAGUGUAAGUGACUACUAAUAGGUGGUGGAGGAGGAGUGCACUGAAACGGUUAUCCUGAACAUGGCAGAACUGAGUGAUGACUCCAGCGAGACAGAAAUGCUUGGCCGCAGUCUGUCCAUGUGGUAUGGAGAAUCGUUAGAUGGACAAGAGCUACCCCUGGACCUUCACACGGCGGCCUCUAUUGGCCAGUACGAGGUAGUUCAGCACUGUGUGCAAAGGAAGGAUGUAGACCUGAACCAACAGAACCUGGGAGGAUGGACCCCGCUAAUGUACGCAUCUUACAUCGGGCAUGAUGCUGUGAUUAACCUGCUGCUGGAAGCUGGGGUGGAUGUGAAUUGUAGGACGCCCAGCGGACAAACACCUCUUAUGCUGGCUGCCAGCUGUGGGAAUGAAAGUGUGGCAUAUUUCUUAAUACAGCAAGGAGCCGAGGUGGAGGCGAGAGAUGCUCGUGGCUGGACUGCCCUAUAUCACUGCACCAGUUCCGGGCACCAGCGGAUGCUGCGGUUCCUGUUGGAGCAUGGGGCCAAUGGGGAUGUGAAGGAGCCGGUGUAUGGGUUUACUCCUCUGAUGGAAGCUGCGGCAUCCGGCCACGAGUUUAUUGUGCAACAUUUACUGAACCACGGGGUCAAGGUAACUGAGACAGACCGGAACGGAGAUACUGCACGAACGCUAGCAUCAAGAUACGGUCAUUCUAGGAUAGUGUCGCUGUUGGACUCUCACCGCGUCAGGGGAUCUCGGACACACAGCAGAGGAUCAGUGCGGCAUGAAGAGCAGAGCUCAUCAGAUGAAUCCACUGCUACCCCCCAUAGACCCAGACACCAGCGCAAGGCCAAAGGCCCCAGCAUUCACGAUGGUCCUCAAGCUUUGGCCAAGAUAACAGGCGGAGGGGGAGGAAUUGGCCAACAAAGCCAAGGUCAAGUCCCAGCUCAGGGAUAUGUCACUUUCGGUGAACUUGAUUGUGAUACUGCCGGGUCUGAUGAGCUGCGUUAUCGCGACGUCACCUCCCCCAUCAAUGAGCGCGAUGUGGAAAGCAAUGGAAGCAGCAAAGAGGGGGACCCUGGUAGGCCGCGGAGCAGUAGCAGCGAGGGGAUCUGCAUCAACACAGGGGUCAGCAGCGAGGCCUCCCUGGAGAGCAACGAGGACUCUGACCCAUCAUUAGAACCUGCCAACAGGAAACCCACUAAAUCAUUCUCUAAAGGCAGACAGCGCAAUGGGGACGUCCACCCCACUGCUGGGCCCUCGCUUUGCAGGGUCUCCAUGACGGAUCCGGACGUUCCCCCUUACACUGGGCCCAAGGACCUUGCAGAGCUGCUAGAACAGAUAGGAUGCUCCAAGUACUUGCCUAUCUUCCAGGAGCAGGACGUCAAUCUCCGAAUCUUCCUAACUCUAACGGAGACUGACCUACGGGAAGUAGGAAUCACUUUGUUUGGACCAAAGAGGAAAAUGACUUCUGCUAUUGCUCGUUGGCACAGUUCUGCCCGUCCUCCAGGUGGUGCCCUGGAACAGGCCUAUGCUGACCGCCUGGAAGCGGAGAUGCAGGAGCUGGCUAUACAGCUGCAUAAGAAAUGCGAGGAGACGGAGCUUCUGAAAGGACAAGUGGCCCAGGAGAGAGAGCUCCGAGCCGUGGCUGAGAGCUGCCUCAUGGAACAGGACACCAAGUGGAGGGCCACUCGCUGCCAACUGGAGGCCACCUGCAAGCUGGCUACUGAUGCCCAACGUGCAGUGGAAGAGCUCAGGAAUUGCCAGGAAGAGCUGUCACAUUGGUUGGGUAAAGUUAACAUGGCAAGAACCGGGGCACCCGUCUUCAUACCACCAGGAUCUCCGAGAAAUAAGGAUGCAUCACGGAAUUCUGAGAGCAUGCAGGAGCUCUCUGUGUCACUGGAGGAAAGCACUGUGGUACUAGAGAAGGUAUUGAGGGCUGUACAGGAAAACCUGGAGAAGAUGAGAUCAUCAGACAAAGGAAGGCAUAAGUGGCCAGAUCCCUGAGAGUAAAGGAGCCAUUGUCUUCAUUCUCAGACGGUGGGUGAAAUGUUCCACCCCGAAGAUGUCCAAUCUCAGACGUGGUGCCUACGGGAUCCCCUGCUCUUAGCUCUGGUGCCCGAUGGGAGCACUGGCAGGAGGCUUUGCUGGUCUCUGGGUGACUGUGUCGGAGGCCGACUGCAAUUCUUGGUGAUUUCCCUACUGAGCUCCGUGACAGAAGUAUCAGCGGGGAAGACUGGCAUACGUGAUGCAUCCUAGUAGAAGAUGUAGAAGAUCAUCCCCUGGCCAUAUUGGUGGAAGGGUUAUUAAUCAGCUGAUUCUUUUUAAAAUCAGCUGCGAAUGAUGUUGAGUGAAGCCUGCGGUAGUGCAAUGGUUAAUCCGUAUUCUGCCUAUGGUAGAUUUUAAAGAAACAACACAAUGCUCUUUUUAUGUACUCAAAAUAAAAUGUGUCCUUGUCUCAGGAUCAGUCUUA
Molecule: messenger RNA, 2812 nt
Organism: Pseudophryne corroboree (corroboree frog)
Lineage: Eukaryota; Metazoa; Chordata; Amphibia; Anura; Myobatrachidae
Gene: ANKS3
Product: ankyrin repeat and sterile alpha motif domain containing 3
Exons: 18
Coding region: 421-2346 (641 amino acids)
Cellular component (GO): cilium
Molecular function (GO): protein binding
Source: RefSeq, a predicted model, not a curated record